Engraulis encrasicolus (European anchovy) is the source of this 962-nucleotide messenger RNA. RefSeq names its product junctional adhesion molecule A-like. Gene Ontology annotation, cellular component: bicellular tight junction. The record is from RefSeq and is a predicted model, not a curated record. Gene Ontology annotation, biological process: intestinal absorption; establishment of endothelial intestinal barrier; regulation of membrane permeability. The transcript has 7 exons. Bases 126 to 962 code for a protein of 278 amino acids. NCBI's taxonomy places the organism in Eukaryota, Metazoa, Chordata, Actinopteri, Clupeiformes, Engraulidae.
UGCAGCCUACCUGUGGUCAGGUGGAACCAGCUGUGGACGAACAAUCGAAUACUUUGGCUUUAAAGUUUUAACUUUUAAUAUUGUCUGGAAAAGACCUUUGGGAAAUUCAAAGAAGCGGAGGGAAGAUGCCAAAAAGUCGGUCUACGUGUUUCCAUGGCGGGGUGAUAGUUUUCAUUUUCCUCGGAGUCUUACAAGGGGCAGACUCAGCGUUCACAGCCUCCACCAGUACUCCAGUCGUCGAAGUUCAAGAGAACCAAGGGGCUGACCUCAAGUGCACUUACACAUCGGACUUUGGCUCGAACCCCAGAGUGGAGUGGAGCGUUAGGAAAUCCAGCCAGUCCUCCUUUGUCUAUUUCGAUGGUCAACCAACAGAGCCAUACCAAGGCAGGGUGACGAAAUAUGCUGGCGGUCUUCGAUUUGACAAGGUGACCAGGGAGGACUCGGGGGAGUAUGCGUGUGCCGUGGCGGGAGCUGACCACACUGCAGAGGCCCAAAUUCAGCUCGUCGUCUUGGUUCCUCCAUCAGUACCACUCUGUAUGAUCCCUACGUCUGUGACGACCGGUCAUCAAGCCAUUCUCUCAUGUAUGGACCCCACUGCGUCACCGGCAGCCACUUACAAGUGGUACAAAAACGAUGUUCCCCUUCCCGACGACCCUAGCAAAUUUGAGAACUUCAAGAACAUGACCUACAAGAUUGACUCCAAUUUAGGCACCCUGGACUUUCCUGCUGUUUCCCAUGCUGAUUCUGGUGACUACUUCUGUGAGUCGAGUAAUAAAGCGGGCCCUCCACAGCGCUGUGAAGCAGUCAAGAUGAUGGCAUAUGAUGUAAAUGUUGGUGGCAUAGUUGCGGGGGUUAUCUUUGCACUGAUUGCUGUUGGUUUGCUGGCAUUUGGAGUGUGGUUUGCGUACAGCAAAGGAUAUAUACCAAGUAUGGGUACAAUGUUAUCUUUGAAUGUUUGUUAA